This is a messenger RNA of Zasmidium cellare ATCC 36951, 2649 nucleotides long. RefSeq lists its product as uncharacterized. Gene Ontology annotation, biological process: Golgi to plasma membrane transport; exocytosis. Gene Ontology annotation, cellular component: exocyst; cytoplasm. The record is from RefSeq and is a predicted model, not a curated record. NCBI's taxonomy places the organism in Eukaryota, Fungi, Ascomycota, Dothideomycetes, Mycosphaerellales, Mycosphaerellaceae. The coding region runs from base 1 to 2649 and encodes 882 amino acids. The transcript has a single exon.
AUGGCGCGAGUAGGCAGCCCCGAGACUGCGUCCCUGCUCUCCGGCCAUUCGCGACCCAGCACCCUCCAGUCCGUUCGCAACACCCCCGUCUUCACACUCGACACGUUCAGCAGUAAAGACUUCAUAGUCAAGGACUUUGUGGAGUCGCUCUCAGAUUCCACCGUCGGUACUCGAAGAUCCGCGCCCACAUCCGGAGCCUCCAGCGCACAAUCGAGCCAGGCUUUCGACCCAAAGCCACUAAUCCGAACGUUUGAACAUGCGCUGAGCAGGCUAAAGACUUUGAGCGAGGACCUGCAGGAACGCGAGAAUGAGCUGAGCGGGAGUGUCAGAAGGGCUGAGGGCCAGCACAAUACCAACAUCAAGUCUCGCGAGCAGGAGUUGGAGCGUACCAUUGCCUCGUUCCACCGCCUGGAGCGGACACUGGAUGGAGAUGGAGACGAGGGCGGUAAUGCUGCUAUGCGGAUAGGAGAGCGAUUAGAAGAGCUGGACAGACAAAGGCAGCGGGCUCAGGAUGCUAAGUUCAUUCUUCAAUGCUGGCUGGAAGUCAGCGAACGAGGAGAUCUCUCAAGUCUGGAUGAUGUGCGGAAGAUGGGUGGAGGGGAAGGCAAAGUUCGCUGCGCGCAUAUCGCUCGACAACUACUUAAAAUAUCACAACGUCUAGACGGCAGCUCGGAGACCCAGAACGGCACGCCGAAGACGAAUGGUGUUCAUUUCCCCAAUGGCGUCAACGAUCUUAAUGGAACAGAUUCGCCCACCGGCAGCCAACGACGAGCAAAGAACAACAAGCAACCGCGAGAGAUCAUCGAGAAGUUCUUGGAAAUGCUCGAAAAAGACCUUUUAAAGUCGUUUGAUGAGUUUUACCGAAGGCAGAACUUUGAUGGUAUGCGAGAGUGUGCUGUUGCUCUUCAGGAUUUUGGCGACGGCAACUCCGUCAUCUCGCUCUUCGUCAACCAGCAUCAGUUCUUCAUUGAUCGCUCCCAGCUUGUUACAGACGAGCUGGUGGUAGACAGCGAGACCUGGGACCGACUGGCAGAUCCAGAUACCGAGCCUCCCGGCGUCGAGCCGAGUCUGCAGUCCUUGAUUGACGAAGUGAAGGUCGUUGUCCAAGAAGAGAGCUUCAUCAUCAAACGUGCCUUCCCCUAUCAUGAGGAAGUUCUCGCCAGGUUCUUACAGCGCGUGUUCCAACAGUCGAUCCAGCAGCGGUUGGAAAUGGUCCUCAACAAAGCCGACAGCAUUUCUUCUCUGGCCUUCCUCAGAUCACUCCAAGCCUCAAGGGCUUACAUUGCCGCAUUGGUAGAGGAUCUCAAAGCGCAUGGCCUCACCGAGCACCCUGAAUUCGUCUCGUCCGUAACGGCAGCAAUGCUCGACCAGCAGCUCGACGAGCUGUUUGUGCCAUACUUCAUGGGCACGAGCUAUAUCGAGCGGGAGAAGCGUAACCUUGGUGUGCUGUUCGAAGGCCUACUCUUCAAAUUCGCUAUCUAUCACUCUCGAAGACGCAAAGUCCACGUGCAGUCGAAUACAUAUCUUGGGGCUAUUUCGGCGCGCAGCAAGGAGUUUAUCAGCAGCGCCCGAGACGCAUACAUGGAACGAUUGGACAGUGCAGAUCUGCAACCUGGCCAGAAAGCAAUGCUGCUGCGUGUGGCUGGAAUGCAUCAGAACAAGGAUCAAACCGGGCCUGCCGAGAUUGACGUGACCGAUGAAGAUGGCCAACUCAGCUUACCUUUCACCAAGCGUAUGCUGAAAUGGCUUGCAGAAGGCGUUGGACGUGGAAUAGAGCUGGCUGGCGGCGGGAGCGAAACACCAAAGGAGAUACGCGAGCUCCUCCAGCUGCUCAUCGCCAACAUGGGGGAGGUCUAUCUGGAGACUGCGUUGAACGCUGCCAUCGACCACGCUGCGGCCGCCGAGGCGAAUACGAAAUCGGAACCAGACCUGAGCUAUAUCAUCGAUCUACGGACUGCGGUCAGCGUACUGCACCUGAUGCUCACGACCAUCCAAACGCUGUUGCUUCCAUUGGCUGCAAGCAAUCUCACGAUCCGAAGAGAUCUGGAGAAGCAAACCAGCAACUUCACUGAUCGAAUGGAAAUCAAAGUCGAUACUGUUCUGCAAAAGACUAUCGAUGCUGCUCUUGCCUGGACAGCGAAGCUGUUGUCCGCCCAGAAGAAGACGGAUUUCAAGCCACGCGAUGACCACAACCUCCAAUUGGAUCAGCUGCAGUCGUCCACCUGCCAAUCCAUCUUCACGUUUCUUGAUCGCCUACAUUCGCGUGCUAAGAACUCAUUCUCCGGUCGUGUUCUUGAGUCAUUCUCGCUGGAGCUGGCGGUUGGUCUCCGGACAUUACUGCUGCAGCACUUCAAGUCUUACCAAGUGUCACUGACCGGAGCGCUUGUGGUGUCUAAAGACAUUACUAAGUACAUCGAACUCUUGCGAUCUUGGGAGUUGCCUUCGACGUUUGACCCGAGCUUGGAGGUCCUCACAGAAAUCGCGAAUCUGUUCGUUAUUGGACCCGAGGCACUCAGAGAUCGACUCAGGAAUUUUGGAACAGGCGCUGGUGGCCUCCAGGGAGUUGAGAAGACAGACCUUCGGCCCUAUGUGCUCAGACGUGAGGACAGUGGAAGCGUUGGAGUCCAAGCUGUACUUAAUGCCUUGUAA